CCGUGACAUUCGCGCUUUGAACUUCCAUGUCUCUCUCCCGGUGACUUUCCUGUCCGGCGUUCCCUGGCCUACCUUGCGACAAUGUUAUUGAAAUCUCUACCUCCGACUAUACUGCCUGAUGGCCUUGCAGCUCAGUUGGCCUCUCUGGGCAUUUCGACGAGCACUGAUCUGAUCUUUUCAAGCACUUCUUUGCUCGAAAUUUACAUGCGCCUGCCCUCCAAAUCUAUAUCCUUCACAGAUUUCGAAGCAUGUAUCGAUUCCAUCUUAGAAAAGCUUGCGACCCCAGGACUAGAAGCCGCGAAACUUGAUCACGAAACUCGCCUGGAUUUCAAGAUGGAGACAUUAUCUUCUCUGGAUAAUUAUUUUGGUGGAGGCUUACCUUGUAAACGCGUCAUUGAGAUUUCUGGUGACAAGGGCUCAGGGAAAAGUGUUCUCCUUCUCAACUGCGUCUUAACAUCGCUUCUCAAGGAUAAGGACAUUUCAGCUUUGUGGAUUGAUACAACCGGCGACUUCGCCAUCGAAAAAGCGGUCGAAAUUCUAGAGUAUCACCGGCAAACUCCAAACAAUAUGGAAAUCAUAUUACAAAGGCUGCAUAUAUCCACUGCAGUUGAUAUCGAAUCUGUUCAGGAAAUCAUCCGUGCUCUAGAUGUCCAACUCGCACAUCAAGAGUCCAUUCCCCGUAUGAGGUGCAUCGUCAUAGACCCUGUCACACCUCUACUCAGUCCCUAUUUGAGUGCUGUCUCGUCUCAAGGGCAUGCCAUCAUGUCAGCCUUCAUGCGAUAUCUUCACGACCUAGCAGCUCGGUAUUCUUUGCUCGUACUAGUAGUCAACAACGCAACGCUCAUGCGAGCUCGGUCUACGAACAGAGCACAAAUGCCUAUUCAAACUGUAUCGAAUCCUCUAUCUGCAUUCGCGUCAACGAUUCGACAACCUGCUCUGGGACCCUCGUUCGCAUUCAUGACCGACGCGACUUUGUGGGUUUCCCUUUGGCCUGAGAAAACAGAGAGCGAAGAAAGAUCCACUGCUCACGUUAUCGAGGUCUUUCGGUCCAAAUUCUCAGUUUCUAAUGUCUGGAGCCCGUUCAGGAUAAAUUCAUCGGGAGUCCUCCUUGCAGACUGAGGCUGUACCAUAUAUAUAGUUAUUUUCUGACAGCGGGUCGUUCAAUAUCGAGAAAUCUCUCCUCUAAUGUUCUGCACACUCGCGCCCUUUUGUCUCUACCAUUUGAAAUAAGAUCAGUGUGGUUUCCUCAGUCAGCUGAAACUGGCCCUUUGAAAUCAGGUCUUUGCGCGACGAUGUUCAGCAGGGGAAGAAAUAGAGCUCGAUAUCCUGGAUCUGUUCUUUCGACUACCUCAAGCUUGGCACAUCGCUUCAACUCCUCCCAAGUAACCCAUUCCCAUACUUCACAUUUCUCUGGUUCAAGAUUCUGAUAGCGUCACGUCAGGAAAAAGGCAACUUAUCAUGAUAGAUUUCCAGAUGCUCACUUCUGCUACAGCUUGAUUGUCCACCAUCUCACAAGCGACCCAUAUCGUCACGUAGUGUUUGUUUU
Lentinula edodes (shiitake mushroom) is the source of this 1546-nucleotide messenger RNA. Its product is annotated as P-loop containing nucleoside triphosphate hydrolase protein. The record is from RefSeq and is a predicted model, not a curated record. Gene Ontology annotation, biological process: DNA strand invasion; reciprocal meiotic recombination; double-strand break repair via homologous recombination. Lineage: Eukaryota; Fungi; Basidiomycota; Agaricomycetes; Agaricales; Omphalotaceae. The coding region runs from base 82 to 1119 and encodes 345 amino acids. The transcript has 6 exons. Gene Ontology annotation, molecular function: single-stranded DNA binding; ATP-dependent DNA damage sensor activity; four-way junction DNA binding. Gene Ontology annotation, cellular component: centrosome; replication fork; Rad51B-Rad51C-Rad51D-XRCC2 complex.